This is a messenger RNA of Indicator indicator, 1143 nucleotides long. It is a transcript of the gene MAP6, whose product is annotated as microtubule associated protein 6. NCBI's taxonomy places the organism in Eukaryota, Metazoa, Chordata, Aves, Piciformes, Indicatoridae. The coding region runs from base 1 to 1143 and encodes 380 amino acids. The record is from RefSeq and is a predicted model, not a curated record. Gene Ontology annotation, molecular function: calmodulin binding; microtubule binding. The transcript is spliced from 3 exons. Gene Ontology annotation, cellular component: cis-Golgi network; dendrite; Golgi-associated vesicle. Gene Ontology annotation, biological process: cytoskeleton-dependent intracellular transport; microtubule cytoskeleton organization; dendrite morphogenesis.
AUGGCGUGGCCCUGCAUCACCCGCGCCUGCUGCAUCGCCCGCUUCUGGAACCAGCUGGACAAAGCCGACAUCGCCGUCCCUCUCGUUUUUACCAAGUACUCGGAGGCCACCGAGCAUCCCGGUGCUCCCGCGCAUCAUCUGCCUCAGCCUCCUCCUUCUCGCCCCUCUGCCCCCAUCGAAACCCAGCCCGCUGGGGAGGCAGCGGCGGCAGCGGCGGGGGUUGGAGGUGCGGGGGAAGCGGCUCCCGGUGCUACCCGCCCCGGGCCGGCUCCCCACGCCUCUCCCCCGGCUGAUUCGGUGAUGCGACACGAUUACAAACCCUGGAAGGUGCAAAGACCGGAACCCAGCUGCAAACCCAAAAGCGAAUACCAGCCUUCGGAUACCCCCUUCGAGAAGGAGACCCAGUACCAGAAGGAUUUCCGUGCCUGGCCCAUCCCUAAACGCGGGGAUCAUCCUUGGAUCCCUAAACCAGGACCUUCCCCGGUCCUUGCCCUGGACCGCGGUUCCCCGGAGAAACCAGCUCAGGAGAAAAGACGGAAGGUUCUUCCCGAGAAGAAAGAGGAAGAUGCGGAGGUGGAGGAUGAGCAACCCAAAGGGAUCCGGGCCGGGGAUGGGAGAGAGAAGGGUCGGAAGAAGGUAGAGGAGGCGGGCGGGGGCAGGGCGGCCGCCGAUGCUCUCAACAGGCAGAUCAAGGAGGAGGUGGCGGCGGGGGUCAGCUCGUCUUACAGAAACGAGUUCAGACCCUGGGUAGACGUCAAGCCUGUGAAAGCUAUCAAAGCAAAGCCCCAGUACAAGCCACCAGAGGAGAAAAUGACCCACGAGACCAGUUACAGUGCCCAGUUCAAGGGGGAAACCAGUAAGCCCACUCCAGCUGACAACAAAUACCUGGAGCGCAGGAGGAUACGCACCCUCUACAGUGAACCCUACAAAGAACCACCAAAGGUGGAGAAACCUACUGUAAAGCCUUCCAAACCAAAAAAGACCACCACAAGCCAUAAACCCCUGAAAAAGGCCAAAGACAAGCAGAUUGUAUCUGGCCGGGCUGCCAAGAAAAAGAGCGCCGAGACCUCCAACACAGCAAAGCCAGAGGACAAGGAGAAAAGUAAAGAGAUGAACAAUAAACUGGCUGAGGCAAAAGAGUAA